Molecule: messenger RNA, 1515 nt
Organism: Pygocentrus nattereri (red-bellied piranha)
Lineage: Eukaryota; Metazoa; Chordata; Actinopteri; Characiformes; Serrasalmidae
Gene: dcaf7
Product: ddb1 and cul4 associated factor 7
Exons: 7
Coding region: 378-1409 (343 amino acids)
Cellular component (GO): nucleus
Molecular function (GO): protein binding
Source: RefSeq, a predicted model, not a curated record
GCGAUCAGCCCCUCAACCCUGUCGCCUUUUAGUUCUUUGCUGAAGAGAAAAGGCCCGAUGAGGCGUCAGGUGGUGUUGUGAUUCAGAAAAACAUGUUUUAUCGUGCAGCGUGAUUAAUCUUUAAACAGCGACACGCAGAGACUGAGCGAAUCUGGGCUGGACUAAGCUAGCUGCGUAGUUUAGUUCGCUAGCUCAGCUGCUGCAGGGAAGCCGUUGUUGUGUUAUUAGUGUUAUGACAUUCCCUUUGUCUGCGUUAACGGGACGUUUGCUGGUAUUUUUGCUGUGAAACUCUCCCUUCCCGCGUCCUUGGGGUUUAGUUUGCCUUCAGCUAGCCUCAUUUAUUCGGUUGGGGUUCGUGUGGAGCCGAAUAAUCUGCCAUGUCUCUGCACGGUAAGAGGAAAGAGAUCUAUAAAUACGAGGCGCCAUGGACGGUGUAUGCCAUGAACUGGAGCGUAAGACCAGACAAGCGCUUUCGUCUGGCUCUCGGCAGCUUUGUGGAGGAGUACAACAACAAGGUGCAGCUGGUUGGCCUUGAUGAGGAGAGCUCUGACUUUGUGUGCAGGAACACAUUUGAUCAUCCAUAUCCCACCACUAAGAUCAUGUGGAUUCCUGACACUAAGGGGGUCUACCCAGACCUGCUGGCCACCAGCGGAGAUUACCUGCGGAUCUGGAGGGUGAAUGACACGGAGACUCGUCUUGAAUGCCUUCUGAACAACAACAAAAAUUCAGACUUCUGUGCCCCUCUGACUUCUUUUGACUGGAAUGAGGUUGACCCCAAUCUUCUAGGCACAUCCAGUAUUGACACCACCUGCACCAUCUGGGGUUUGGAGACAGGGCAGGUGCUGGGAAGGGUGAACCUGGUGUCUGGCCACGUCAAGACUCAGCUCAUCGCACACGACAAAGAGGUUUAUGACAUUGCGUUCAGUCGCGCGGGUGGAGGGCGGGACAUGUUCGCAUCCGUGGGAGCAGACGGCUCAGUGCGGAUGUUUGACCUCCGUCACCUAGAGCACAGCACCAUCAUCUACGAGGACCCUCAACACCACCCGCUACUCCGCCUCUGCUGGAACAAACAGGACCCCAACUACCUGGCCACCAUGGCCAUGGAUGGCAUGGAGGUGGUCAUUCUGGAUGUGCGUGUGCCCUGCACGCCGGUGGCUCGGCUGAAUAAUCACCGCGCAUGUGUGAACGGCAUUGCCUGGGCUCCACACUCCUCCUGCCACAUCUGUACAGCAGUAGCGGACGAUCACCAGGCGCUGAUCUGGGACAUCCAGCAGAUGCCACGGGCCAUUGAGGACCCCAUCCUGGCAUACACGGCUGAGGGAGAAAUCAACAACGUGCAGUGGGCAUCCACCCAGCCCGACUGGAUAGCUAUCUGCUAUAACAACUGCUUGGAGAUCCUGCGGGUUUAACAACGAAGCUGAUACUGGCCCUUACUCUGCGCACACCGAGAGCAGGGCUAGUCCCAGUGCAAGAGAACAGGAGGAGGGGGAGGAGGAGGAGGAGGUGGAAGAGGAA